AUGUUGCUGAACUGGAAGACCUCCAAGGCGUUGCGGCUGCUGGUAUUGCCAGUUUUGUUUAUCAUCUACUGUACCCUUGCGCAGCUCCGAGAUCACAGUGACGCAACUCAUUACAAUACCGCCACAGGCGCAAUUAACAUCACUGCGGCGAAGUCAACUUUCAGCUCGGAGGUGAAAGACUUCUGGAAAGAACUUGCUCCUGCCCUGGAAGAUGCGCGUCCUCGAUGCUCCGCCAUCAAGGUCGACGAAGGCAAUCCAACUAGCCUAGAGACUUCCUGGCAGCCGCUGAAUAUCUCCAAAACUCCUCCACAAAGAUUAGUGGACUUUACCGAUCAACACGAGAUCGCGUUAUUCAAAUCUCACUACCGCAUGCGUGCUUCAUCGCAGCGUCUUGCGCCGCGCCUUACUUUCUCUCGAGGCAAGCAAGGAAUCGUCACGACUGCAAAUGCAAAGUACAUGCCUAUCUUCCUGGUGUCGCUCCGCAUGCUACGAAGGACCGGUUGUAAUCUCCCCGUGGAAGUCUUCAUAGACGACUGGACCAAGUACGACCCAAUCAUCUGCGAAACCGUUCUCCCUUCUUUGAACGCAGCUUGCGUGGUUCUUUCUGAGAUCUACGACACUGCUCCGGGGAUACCACAGCCCACCACCUAUCAGUACAAACUCUUCGCGAUUUUGUUCUCCUCCUUCCAGCAUGUGCUCUUCCUCGACACGGAUGCCUUUCCUGCACACGACCCAACCCCUCUCUUCACUACCGCUCCAUACACAACUCACGGUCUCGUUGUCUGGCCCGACCUCUUCGGCUUGACAAUCCAUGAGCACUACUACCACAUCGCCGCAAUUCCAUACGAGUCGCCCUCCGCUCGCCCCUCAACAGAAAGCGGUGUCGUCCUGCUCGACAAAGACAAACAUCGCGAGUCUUUCCUGAUGAUGAUGUACUACAACUACUUUGGCCCAGACUACUACUACCCUCUCCUCUGCCAAGGCUCACACGGCGCCGGGGACAAAGAGACGUUCGUGCAGGCCGCCAUGGCCGUCGGAGCACCAUGGUACCAAGUCCGAACCGGCGUAACAGCCGUAGGAUACCACGACGCAGGAGAAUUCCGGCUAAGCGGCAUGGCACAAUCAGACCCGCGAAGCGACUUCCUCUACAAGCCCCCGACCAAAAGCCACAUGCACCCCGAAAGCAUCUGGGGCGCCAGCGACAUCGAAAAUGGCGCAAAGCACGACAAGCCCAAGCCCAUGUUCAUCCACCAGAACAUGUUCAAAUUCGACCCCUCUCGCAUCCUCUCCAUGCAUCUCACGACGGCGAAGACGAAGGACGGGAACUACACACGUAUCUGGGGCAACGCAAAGGGCACAAUCGAAACGUUCGGAUACGAUGUCGAGCGGCGCGCGUGGGAGGUCAUGAUCGAGGAGGGCUGCAGACUCGAUAUGCACAGCGAGUCCUGCGUCGAGUUACGGAAAUACUUUGUCACGGUGUUUGGUGCGCUCGACGGUAUCGACCCGAAGAGAUAG
Messenger RNA from Boeremia exigua, 1515 nucleotides. Its product is annotated as alpha-1,2-mannosyltransferase. The transcript has 2 exons. Gene Ontology annotation, biological process: mannan biosynthetic process. Bases 1 to 1515 code for a protein of 504 amino acids. Gene Ontology annotation, cellular component: Golgi apparatus. Gene Ontology annotation, molecular function: alpha-1,2-mannosyltransferase activity. The record is from RefSeq and is a predicted model, not a curated record. NCBI's taxonomy places the organism in Eukaryota, Fungi, Ascomycota, Dothideomycetes, Pleosporales, Didymellaceae.